Amoebophrya sp. A120 is the source of this 1219-nucleotide messenger RNA. NCBI's taxonomy places the organism in Eukaryota, Dinophyceae, Syndiniales, Amoebophryaceae. The record is from the annotation of a GenBank genome assembly.
CGAAAGACGAUGACGAUGGAAGUGAAAAUAAAAUUUCCGCCCGAGAACUUGCUUUCGCCGCGGUGCAUCUGAACACAGAGAUCAAGAAAACCAGCUUAGCCGGCGUCACAGACAUGGAGAAGAAGAUGCAGGCGCUGAUAAAGGCCAUGGGGCCGUGGUUGACGCAAGUGAAAACCGGGGCAUCUCCUUCGAAAAAAACGGCCGGAUCGAGAAAGCCGGACGAGGAGGACAUCACUGAUAUCCACGACCAUUUAGAGCAGCACAUGAACGACCAAAUCCAAGGGAAUGAUGAGCCGGAGCAGGAGCUACUGAAGUGCAUGACGGAGCUGCGGGAGACCAUUUCGGCGGUCGAUGAAUUCGAAUCCUUGGUCCGGGCGAACGAGGACCUGCUUGCGUUGGAGCUGAACGCCGAAGUGAUGCGGACCGGGCUGCUGCGCCAGCGACCGAGUCAACUGCAGAGUUUGUCGAACUCCGUGGCGGGGGUGCAGUCGUUCGACGUCGUGCAUGACCAGUACGUCUCGGGGGUCACGAAAAGCCCGGUGGGGGAGAAACGAGACGUAGAUGUGGCGACGCAGGUACAGGUGGAAUAGGGUCGCUGAUUCGCAUGUUCGAUUUCCAUCUCCAUGUAAGUAGUAGCUUCAGGUUAGCCUCUUGAACGUAUUCUGUUGGUGAGACCACAGUGCAGCCUGGAAUGAUGCUGAUGUCUUGCAACUCUGACUCCUGUGAAUUAGUACUUGUCUUGAAAAACUUUUAUCAGGGUGGCGGCACCACCGAGGAGACGGGUGGAAGACCAACCAGAUCCAUCCCCAUGGCGUCCCAGUCAGAAUGGAACGACGUGCACGCCGCCCCGGGUGCUGCUAGCGCGGAGGAUGCGGAGACGCGAAAGCAGAUUUCCGUGGACAUGCUGCAACCGAUUGAGUCUAUUGGGGAUCACGGGGAUAUGAUCAGAAUGCGGAGGGACAAUGAUGCCCCUCCCGUGAAGAUGCCGUCCACGCGGAUGUCGCAUCCCGGACGCGGAACGUCUGCAGUAGUGCAAAACCGCGCGUCGCAACUGGUUGAGCAGCUGAAGUCGCAAGCGGCCGCGGGGGUCGAAUCCGCAGGCGGUUCGGUGUUUGACGAACACGACAUGGAACACGCAUUUGCCACACCAGCGGUGGAGGCGGGCGGACUGCAGGUCUCGGACCAAGGUCGUGUAGGUGUGGAAAAAGCUGAGGGAGAG